UCAUUUUUGUCAGUACUAGAAUAAAUAAAUUUCACUUCAUUGUGAAUUACCAAAAUCGUCAUUUCAUUUUUACAUACCUACAACAACAAAACAAAAGAAAGAAAAAAAACUACUCCAUUUAUAACCCUUUUUCGCUGAAUUUUGACAUUUUACCUUUCAAAAGAAAAACCAAAACAGCGAAAACCUUGUAACAGAGAAAAUAUGGCCGAAUGUAGUCGUCUGUAAAAAAAACGUCGUCGUCGGUGUGUGUGUCUAGUUUUUCCCAACAAGAAGAAGUGUUUAACAAAAUAACAAUUUUACACAAUAAAAUAUGAUCCAUCCUCCACGAAAAUACCAAAUAUACUUCCAAUAAAUUAUAAAUUUUUGAAAUAAAUUGUGUCAAAAUCCCAUUCUGACUGAGAAAGUGCGAUGCGAGCAAAAGAAGAAUGAUUGUGAGUGUGUCGUCUGUCGUGUCUGUACCUUAAAUUCUAAAGUAUAAAAAAAAAUAAGUAGAAGAAAAUAUAAAAAAUUGUAAUAGAAAAGAUAAAAAGUUGUACAAAAUAUUAUAAAGUAAUAUUUUAAACAAUUUAAAAAAAAAACACAAAAAAAAAAAACUAAAAUUGUGCAACAAAUCUAUUUUACAAAUUAUUCACAAUCGACGCAGCUUUUACUUUCUAGAUUCUUCGUAUAUUUCUUCACUUCUUUUCUGAAUAAUUUCAACAUAAAAAAAAAGAAAAAUAAUACGAAACCAUCCAGAAGAGAUCAUAUUUCUGCCCAGCAAAGAUAAACUAUGAAAUAAAUUCAAAGUGUAAUACGAAUGAAAAAGAUAUACAAUAAUACAUAAAUCAACAACUUGCGUAUAUAUGAACAAUGAAUUUCCAUGUUGUCAACAUUUUUUCGAGUGGAGCAUUUUUUUUGUCAUAGACAAAAAAAAAAUAAUAUAGAGUGAUUGCUCUCAUAUUCUUGUUCCUUAUCGUAGAAUGCUCCCCAGUUUGCAUGCAUUAAUGAGGUGCUCCUCAAGUGUACUAAAAAACGCCCCACCCAACGAUGACUCUGUAGCCACAUGUUCGGGUCGGGGCGAUUGUCUAAAUGGCACAUGUCUCUGUGAAAUUCGCUAUGCUGGCGAUGAAUGCUCUGCAUUCAAUUUACCCUACCAUGCCGGUAUAUCAGCAGUAUUUUAUAUUGUAGCUGUAGUUUCGGUAAUACAGCUUAUAAUUUGUAUUGUUGCCGAAUACCAAAGGCUGAAGCAACCCUCAUUUUUGCGGGCAUGUCGUCUAACAACACAGAAAUUUUUAUAUUUUAUGGUAUUUCUGGCGGCAUCAAUUAGAGGAGCUUAUUUUACAACUCCGCGUGAUUUACAGCCAACAUGGGCCGCCACUCUAAUGUCGGCAUAUUAUCCAUUGUUGAUGACAUGCUCCUCGUUGGUUGUGUGCCUUUGGGCAGAGAUUUUUCAUCUUCGUGACGUUCAUUGGGAAAAAUCACAAUUUCUAUCGAAAAGCUUCCUCGGCUUCGUUGCUUUCAAUUUCUUCCUAUACAGUUUGUUUGGAGUUGAAGUAUUUUCUUCACUAAUCAUCCCCAAUAGCCAAACCUACGCUCACAUCUUCAAUGGCAUUUAUGCAGCCCUUUUAUUAAUUGUUGUCGUAUUUUUCCUCAUCUACGGUGUUGAAGUGUUCUUUAAGCUACGCGGUGGUUUUGUCUAUGAUUCGAGUGGCAAUAUCUUGGGUCCCAAUGAAGCUAUAGUCAAUGCCUCGCAAUUAAAUCAAUCACGAUUGGGUUUGCUGAGUCAGGCGAUUAUGUUGAUUGUAAUUGUGGGUUUUCUCACAUCAGAGACGUUGGGUGAUUUUUGGAAGAAAAAAGUCCCAGUAUAUUCACGCAAUUGGCACGAUAUUGUGUUCCGUAUUGCUGAAAUUGGUGUGGCUUUAUGGUUCCCCUGUUGCUUAUGGAAUUCUAUGGCUCCAGAGCAACUAUGGAUUUUAAAUCCUAGAAAAUUACUUCGUCGUCAAAUUGAUCCUAGUAUUCCAUCAACAUCGAGCGAAAAUAAAGGCAGAGAAUUGGAAGAAGGACAAUCGUUUAUAUUGGAAAAUCUUUGUUGGAUUUGUUAUGAUGCCGACAAGCCGGAACCACUUAUUCAACCAUGCAAAUGCACUGGCGAUGUCAGCUCUGUACAUCAUGAGUGUUUAAAACGAUGGUUGGUAGAAAGUUGUAGUAGUACCUCAGAUGCGGUAUUAUCAUGCAAAGUCUGUGGAUCUUCUUAUGAAAUUGAGAAAGCGAAGAAACUUGAUUGGGAAAAAGGAUUCACCAUUCAACACUGGGCCAAAACCAUCAUCUUAGUCACCCUCAUGUGUGUUUCUGGUGCAUGUGCAUGGGUGGUUAUUCAACUCUAUGUCGAUCCUCUAAUUCGAAUUCUAACAGUUGGUAUAGCCGUUCUCAUUGGAUAUGUUUGCAUUAAAUGUUUAGGUGAAAAUACUGUCGUUGCUUAUCAAAGAGCCAAAGUAAGCUCGAUAAAUAUUGUUACCAAUAGUGAAACAGAGCGAUUACAUACGAUUUGUGAAGAUGUCGGUAGUCAAUGAAAUCGACUUAAGAAAUUACGAAUUCUCAUGUCAGAAGACAGUAAUUAAUAGUUUUUUUUUUUUUAUUUGUCCAAACUACUAAAUUUGAAAAGGAAGUAAAACAAAAGAAAAAAACACACCAAAUUGGCACCGAUUAAUACGAAUUCAAUUUUUUAUAAUUUUUAUAACUUCGAUUUUGUGAAGAUAAUCUAUUAAAAAAAAAAAAAAAACAAAUUAAUAAACAAUUAAUAUAAUAUAAUUGUUUAAUUAAAAUAACACUAUGUUUGUGUAUAUGUGAGAAGCAUUUGUAAAACUAUGGUAUUCAAGGAAAGUUUUCUAUAAAAAUAAAAUGAACUUUGGAGACAGACUUCUUUAAACUCCGUUUUCUCAUAUCACAUCAUUUUAUGUACUGAUUCAAUAAAGGGAGCAGUUGUUAAGAUCAGUGGAGUCUCAAAUAUCCCAAAGUCAGUAACUUCCACACUGAUUUUCUUUUUCUAAAAACUUUCCUUGUAAGCCAAAGUUAAAGAUAUAAAAUUAUUGCCAAAUUAGAUAACAAAACAAAAAGUUUAAAAAAUUAAAAAAAAAAAAACACUAAAUCUUACGGCCUAUAGAAUUA
This is a messenger RNA of Episyrphus balteatus (marmalade hoverfly), 3144 nucleotides long. RefSeq lists its product as uncharacterized. Lineage: Eukaryota; Metazoa; Arthropoda; Insecta; Diptera; Syrphidae. The record is from RefSeq and is a predicted model, not a curated record. The transcript is spliced from 7 exons. The coding region runs from base 960 to 2549 and encodes 529 amino acids. Gene Ontology annotation, molecular function: zinc ion binding.